Molecule: messenger RNA, 1025 nt
Organism: Aspergillus candidus
Lineage: Eukaryota; Fungi; Ascomycota; Eurotiomycetes; Eurotiales; Aspergillaceae
Exons: 2
Coding region: 157-918 (253 amino acids)
Biological process (GO): mitochondrial respiratory chain complex I assembly
Cellular component (GO): mitochondrial inner membrane
Source: RefSeq, a predicted model, not a curated record
CAUCUUCUCUUCUCUCCAUAUCCACUACACUGCAACUUGAUUCCACGAGCUUGACCUACAGAACUCCAUUCCGCAGUACAACUGAAACAAUCGAUCUCUUUCUAUACACAAUACACCGCCAAUCAAUCCAUUAAAGAAACAAAAAAGAGAAAGAAAAUGCAUCCCCCAUCACCCCAACUCCUCCGCGCCCUCCGCCGCACCAUCACAACAACCACCCCCCUCAUCCGAGCCACACCCCCAAUCCGAACCACCACCUCCGCCUUCGCCCCCCGAAUCACCUCUACCAUAAUCCCUCACCGCCCCAACAGCACCCACUCCCAGACACCCGUCCGCAUGAUCCCGCGCGCGCACGGCUCCAAACCCGCCAACCACGACCGCGGACCCGAAUCCACCGAAGACACGCAGACGGACUUCGCGGCGCUCGACGUGCUGGGUAGUAUCCCUGUGCCGACGACGGCUGUGGACGCAUGUUUGGACUCCGGGUUCCAUUUGAAUAGCGGGUUGAAGAUUACCAAGGGGGAUGGGGUUUUGCUGGUGGGUGGGGAGGUUUUUACUUGGAGGCCUUGGAGGGCGGUUGCCGGCGGUGCUGGUGGGAGUGGAAGUGGCAAGGAAGGGGAGAAGAGGGAGAAGGCGGGGAUGGUCAAUGGGAGGGGACAGUUUGAGUUGGAUGAGAGCGUUUGGGGGGUUUUGGGGGUUGUGUGGCCGCGGCCUGAUAUAUUGAUCAUCGGGAUGGGCGCUCAUGUCAUGCCGCUAUCGCCUGAGACGAAGAGACGGGUCAAUUCUCUGGGGAUCAGGGUGGAUGUGCUGGAUACGCGGAACGCUGCGGCGCAGUUUAAUCUGUUGGCUACUGAGCGAGGUGUUUCUGAGGUGGCGGCUGCUAUGAUACCUAUUGGGUGGAAUGGGUGGGAGGCGAGGUAGUCUUUCCAUAUUGUGAUAACACGAGAAUGACGGAUUUGGACUGAUGUGGCUGUUGCUGUGUAAUAUUUUACAACCACUAUGUACGAUAUGUAUAAUCUACUUUCUCA